CAGCGAGCCGCCAGUGCGACCGCGGACGCCGCGGGGGAAGACCACUGAUAGCCCGUCAGGACUGGGGCGCACGCCGCACCUGGAGCACCCAGACAUGUCGACGGUGCAGCCGUUGCAGCCGGCCAAGCCGGCCAGGCGGUCGCAGUGGGCGCGCCGCUGGGGCAUCCUGCAGGCCAACUGGUCGUACCAGAGCCGCCAGUUCUUCGAGACCAGCACACUGCACGGCGUGCGCUACAUCUCCGAGAAGCGCACGCCGCUGCACGAGCGGCUGCUGUGGUUCGUGUGCACGGCGGGCGGCAUGAUGGCGGCCCUCGUCAUCAUCGACUCGCUGUGGGACAAGUUCCAGACCAGCCCCACCAUCACGGGGCUGGACAGCGACUACCACAACUGGGACGUGCCCUUCCCCGCGCUCACCAUGUGCCAGAAGGACCCGGCCAACGAGUCGCUCAUCGCGGAAUACGUCAACCAGAAAUGGCCGGACGCGGAGGACGACAAGAAGGAGUACUACAGCCAGUUCCUGGCCGCGCUGGCCAACGUGUCCUACGAGGGCCUGCCCAGCCUGCUGCCCUUCGUGCAGGACGCCGAGCUGCCGCAGACCGGCCUCAGGGAGAUGGCCUUCGCAGUGUUCAGCCAGUGCCACGUGUUCACCCAGUGCGCCUACAAGCAGAGCCUGGAGGACGACGCCAAGGACUGCUGCUCCUUCCUGCACCCCAUCUUCACCGAGAACGGCUUCUGCUACUCCUUCAACCUCAACCACACCAUGAAGGACAUGCCGGGGUACACGCCGCCCGCCCACUUCCACGAGUCCUUCAUCGAGGAGACGGACAGCCGCUGGUCCUUCUCGUUCGACACCGAGGACACCGUCAACAACUCGGUCUCGGUCUACAUCACCUCGUCCAGGGACCUUCCUGGCGCCGACAUCGCCCCGCAGCACGUCUGGAACAAGCGCGUGUCCAAGCUCAUGUUCGUCCCCAAGAUGACCUACACGGUGGACGGCGCGCGGCAGCUGUCCAUGCGGCAGCGCGGCUGCGUGUUCUUCGACGAGAUCCACCUGCGCGUCUCGCCCGACUACUACACCUUCUCGGCGUGCGUGCGCCAGUGCCGCAUGGACAAGGUGGUCAAGGCGUGCGGCUGCCUGCCCUUCUUCUACACGCUGCUGCCGAACCAGCGGUACUGCAAGCUGAGGGAGCUCAAGUGCGUCAUCGACAUACUCGACACCGUCUCCAACGCCAAGCUCAAGUGCCCGUGCAUGCUGGGGUGCGAACACACGGUGUACGACAUGGAGAAGCCCCACGAGGCUGGAGGGGAGUCGAGCGACGAGGGACAGGGGUCCACGGGGGUGGAGGUCGGCUUUCUUUCGUGGCCACUGACCAGGUACAAAAGAGACGUGCUGUUCGGGCAGGUGGACCUGCUGGUGGCCAUCGGCACCAUCGCGGGUCUGUUCCUGGGCUUCAGCCUGCUCAGCGGCGUGGAGAUCGUGUACCUGUUCACCCUGCGGGCCUGGUGCAUGAUGCACACGGACCGCCAGCACCUGGAGGAGCUGGCCGAGGAGUACUCCAGGCAGGAGAAGCAGCCCGUGGACCUGACGCUGCGUCCCGCCUUCCUGGGCAAGUCCCAGCCCCAGUCCGCGGGGGCGGUGGCCGUGGUGGCGCCCGCCUCGCCCUCCAAGAUGGCGGCGCAGGGCAUGCCGCCCAUGUGGAGGCGCAGCCAGGCCAAGCGGGGCGCCAAGGAGGUCGUCGAGUACCCGUACCUGCACUAGCAGCAAACAACAACAACAAUAAAGAGAGCCAGGCCAAGCGGAGCACCAAGGAGGUCGUCGAGUACCCGUACCUGCACUAGCAGUAAACAACAACAACAAUAAAGAGAGCCAGGCCAAGCGGAGCACCAAGGAGGUCGUCGAGUACCCGUACCUGCACUAGCAGCAAACAACAACAACAAUAAAGAGAGCCAGGCCAAGCGGAGCACCAAGGAGGUCGUCGAGUACCCGUACCUGCACUAGCAGCAAACAACAACAAAGAGAGCCAGGCCAAGCGGAGCACCAAGGAGGCCGACAAGUACCCUGCACUGGCAGCAAAAACAACAAUAACAAUAACAACAACAAAAACAACAACAAAACAACAGCAACAAUAAAGAGAGUAAGAGGGAGCGUGCCUGCCCCGGGCCUGCCCCGGGCUUGCCCCGGCCGUCCUUGACAGUGGCGUGGCUAUCAGAUCAUUGCAGCCCCAGUCAUCCCCAGCGAAGCGCUGUCACAUUAAAUAUGGACGAGGCGUAUCACUGGGGCGGAAUCGCUGUCGCAGGGCCGCGCCGCCAUGGCCGUUCGGAAGAGAGCGGUUCUCUGUCUCUCUCGCACCCUUACGGGGAGCCCCGUGAGUGCGACAGAGACAGAGCGAUCUGAAUCACACCGCCAGGGCCGCCAUGCAGGGACCGCGCCUCAGCGACCUGGGCGGGGGAAUGCCAAACCGAAGUCCGUGCGGAAUGGCGCGAAAAUAUCGGGGGUGAAUUCGCAUUUUGAAUCGCGGAAUUUUCGGAUUUCGACUACCAGACCACCUCACUUCCAAGCUACCUUGCAACAGGGUUCGUUUAAAUUGCUGAAAAAAAAACCUGAAUAAAAACAAAACGGUAAAAACAGAACACGACAAAAACGGAACUUGUUUUUCUCAGGGAGCCAAUGGUAAAGGCACAAGCGAUUUCCUGGGAGUUCCUGA
Messenger RNA from Thrips palmi, 2705 nucleotides. RefSeq names its product sodium channel protein Nach-like. Gene Ontology annotation, biological process: sodium ion transmembrane transport. Gene Ontology annotation, cellular component: membrane. The transcript has 12 exons. The record is from RefSeq and is a predicted model, not a curated record. The coding region runs from base 95 to 1759 and encodes 554 amino acids. Gene Ontology annotation, molecular function: ligand-gated sodium channel activity. Lineage: Eukaryota; Metazoa; Arthropoda; Insecta; Thysanoptera; Thripidae.